Molecule: messenger RNA, 627 nt
Organism: Lasiosphaeria miniovina
Lineage: Eukaryota; Fungi; Ascomycota; Sordariomycetes; Sordariales; Lasiosphaeriaceae
Product: SAM-dependent RNA methyltransferase
Exons: 5
Coding region: 1-627 (208 amino acids)
Biological process (GO): peptidyl-arginine methylation
Molecular function (GO): protein-arginine omega-N monomethyltransferase activity
Source: RefSeq, a predicted model, not a curated record
AUGGCUUCAGCCGGCGACAAAACGUACAUUGUCGAGCAUUUGGACGAGGAGCUGGGGCCGUGGUCGGAGCUGGAAUACAUCGCCAUCGCGCAGGAGUCGCACGAUACUGGCGCAAAGUUCUGCCUCUCGUCGCUGGCCCCGGCCUUCAAGGUCCCCGACGCCCUGAGGGCCGUCCCCUCCUUCACCCCCGAGCCGCGCAGCGUCGAGGAGAUAUACGCAGACAACAAGGCACGAGUGUGCCUGCUUGAUCCCGCCGCGGCCAAGGACCUGUCGCCCGAAGACGGAGACACAUUUGACGUCUUCCUGUUUGGAGGCAUCCUGGGAGAUGACCCCCCUAGAGACAGGACGUCCGAACUGAGGAAAAAGGGCUUCGAGGGCCGCCGACUGGGGCCGGUGCAAAUGACCACCGACACAGCAGUGCGUGUCACGCGCAUGGUCGUCGAGGGCAAAAUUCCUGUCGCAGAGGUGCCGUACCUGGACUUCCCAGAGAUUCGGUUCAACGAGCACGAGUGCACCGAAAUGCCCUUCCGCUAUGUCAAGGGCGACGACGGCAAGCCCAUCAUGCCUAAGGGGAUGGUGGAGUUGAUCGGGAAAGAUGCCGACAAGGCCAUUGACGAUCUUUUCUAG